AUGGGGCGAGAAGAGCAAGUAGAAGAGCGCGAGGUCUUGGACUCCAUCUUCCCGGAAGAGAUCACAGAUAUAUCAGAAACAGAAUACCGCAUAUCGAUCCUCCUCGAGUUGCCGCCCGAUGAAGUAGACAAGGCCGAUCCGCCGACACUGAUCCUGCACGUGCGCUACCCGGACGAGUACCCGGACGAGGCGCCGCACCUGGACCUGUCGCCGCCGCAGAACGCGGCCGUACACCCACACUUCUCGGUGGCGGCGGACCGGGAGGCGCUGCUGGCGGGGCUGGACGAGACGGUCCAGGAGAACCUGGGCAUGGCCAUGAUCUUCACUGUCGUCACGACGCUCAAGGAGAACGCCGAGCAGCUGAUCAUCGACCGCCGCGCCGUCGCCGAGCGCCAGCGCGAGGAGGUGCUCCUGGCCGCCGAGCGUGAGGAGAACAAGAAGUUCCACGGCACGCCCGUCACUCCCGAGACCUUUGUCCAGUGGCGCGACGGCUUCGUCAAGGAGAUGGAGGAGGAGAGUGCCAAGCUCGAGGAGGAGAGGCUGGCCGACCUCAAGAAGGCCAGGGUCAAGGAGGAGAAGCGCCUGACCGGGAGACAACUCUGGGAGUCCGGCAUGGUAGGCAAAGUUGAUGAGGGUGACGAAGAAGACGGCGCUGGUGGCCUGGCGGAUGGUGUGGAGGCGUUGAAGGUUGCAGCUUGA
Neoarthrinium moseri is the source of this 699-nucleotide messenger RNA. RefSeq lists its product as uncharacterized. Bases 1 to 699 code for a protein of 232 amino acids. The record is from RefSeq and is a predicted model, not a curated record. Gene Ontology annotation, molecular function: protein binding. Gene Ontology annotation, biological process: cytoplasmic translation. The transcript is spliced from 2 exons. Lineage: Eukaryota; Fungi; Ascomycota; Sordariomycetes; Amphisphaeriales; Apiosporaceae.